Molecule: messenger RNA, 707 nt
Organism: Amaranthus tricolor (Joseph's coat)
Lineage: Eukaryota; Viridiplantae; Streptophyta; Magnoliopsida; Caryophyllales; Amaranthaceae
Exons: 2
Coding region: 369-707 (112 amino acids)
Source: RefSeq, a predicted model, not a curated record
CCGGACCGAACCGUAAUUUAAAUAUUUGGUCUGGUCUACGGUCUAAAUGGUCUGGUCCGGUUUUUUUAUUUAAAAAAACGGUAUCCGGUCCGGUCCCGGUUUUAAAAUUUUCAGACCAGACCGGACCGGAAAACCGUUUGUUGAACGAUGCUGAUGCGUGGUUGAUACCAAAUCCGAACAGUACUUUUCUGUACAAUGAUUCUGAUGAACUGAAUUUUAGCCAUGGUUGUCAGAAUGUGGUAAAAUCAUUGCAAUUUCAGCAGCAAGAUAUCAAACCGAUUGUUGAUGAGAAUCGUACUUACGCAUUUACUGAAAGUGUUGUUCCUACACAUUCACAAUCGCAAGGUACUAAUAACAACAAAUUCGCCAUGGAUACGGAUUCUUCCUUCUUCGAGAAAUGCUUCAACAUCGAUUUCACUCAACCAGAUAAACUCCACAAGAAAAACAUCAACAGUGAACUCUUCUCCGCAUUCAGCAAUUGCGAUUACCAAAGUAUUUCGUCAUCUGACAUUGGAGUAGUACCAGAUUCAAAUACAAAUACAAAUACAAAUUCCAUGUCUUCAGAGGUUUCUUAUUUGUUUGCCAGAUCUUCAGCGAGUAACGACAGAUCAUCAAAUGGAGCUCCAGUGAUGGAUAGAGAAGCUAGGGUGUUAAUUAUAGUCUUUGGGAUGCUAAAUCAUUACAGUUGUGGAACAGUUAUCUUAUAA